CAGUACACGAGACGCUGCGCCGUGCCGCGCCGCUCCAGCCGCGGGUUUUCAGCGUGCCACCCCAUAUAAAACCGUGACCGGGGUCACGACGCGAUACCAACAGGUGAUGCCGAAGAAGGAGGAGGACACUCCCUCGAGCGGCAUCUCGUCGAGCGUCUCCCUCGAGUCUCUCCGCCGCCGACGAGGACGGUGAUUUAAUAUCGCUCUCCCGAGCCUAUCGCUCGCUCUGUACCCUUACGGAUCGCCGACCACCAGCGAGGAUCCCACGUCUAGCUGGACUCGCCGCCAGAGGAUCCACUUGGUACGGGCGGAAAUGCGGGAGAAAAUUCGGGCGAGAAACGUCGACGAGAGACGCGGCGAAAGUUUCGAUCGGUCGAUGAUUUAGUGAGCAGGCCGGUUUCAUACAGUGCUACCCUUACUACGAUUCUCCCGACGCAGCUUCCCGUUCUGCGCCCGUUCUACCCCCGACGUACUCGGGAUGUAGUUGUACGCGGUUGACACGAGCGCGGGAUCGGACGUGGGGACGUGCGAUGAUCGAGUAUUUCCUUCCACGCGCUGGAUUCUGACAAGGCACCUGGGCUCAUCAGCAAAGAGAAAAGUCAAAGGUAGACGAUCACCGUCGGAGCGCAAUUCCCCGGGCGCGAAACGCGAAACACGAAACGCGAGAUGCUGUGACAACGGAGAAAGAGGAGAGCGGGAGAGGAAAGACAGAAUUCGGGAUCGUAUGUUUCUGAGGCCUAAGGAUCUGGAAAACGUGAGGGAUGCCACAAGGCAGCACUCACUGGCAGGGGACGCAGAGAAGAGCCUACGGGCCUGGGGCUAAUUGGAAUGUGCAGGUGGUGAGAGGCAAGGUGUCAACGCGAUGCUUGUGGCACGCCUGCAAAGCUCUCGGAAUUGGGCUGCUGCUAAUGCUUUUAGGAGCUUGCAUGGCGACCAUAGGAUAUUACGCGGAUCAGCUGUCGGUGGCACAAGAGAUCAGAGGUAAUAUUACGGUAAAGGUGAAGAAUGAGUCGCGCGGGUUUCACCUGAAUAAUCUGAGCUACGCCGGCCCGGUCGUCAUGGGUCUGGGAGGCUUCAUUGUAGUAGCUGCCUGCGUGAUGACUUUCGAGGCGCGUGACAACGCGGCCAAGGUAGUACCGGCUCGUUAUCGCUUCAACCAGGGAUCAACGGUAAGGGGUUCAAAGAUCCAGCGCAACAGAAGAUCGACUUCGAGCCAAACAACAAAGUGGGACCACCAAUUGGGCUUGUUUAGAGUGAACCGCAGUCCGAGUCCCAGUACGCACGAAGUCUCCAGGAAACAGCUGACAGCGGAGUUCAUGCAGUUUUCCAAAAAUCUGCAGGAAAAAGGCGUUGCGCACUCCAUAAAGAAGAGCCCGAGCGCACCAACAUUAAUCGACAAGAAGUCGCCGCGCCGAAGAUCGCCUAAAUACGCGGGUUGCUCACUACUUAAUCCAGAAUUGCUGCAGAGACAUGCUCUUUCGGUCGACAAUCCAAGCUACAGCCCGCAUCAGGUCAGCAGAGAAAGUCUGGAGCAUCAAAAGAUGAGUGGUAGUCAAGCCUCAAUGGCGAUGGAUCUACAUAUUCCGAAUAAAGGUCCCGUUACGCUCAAAGUGAAGGACCGAUCCGACACAGCGAGACGACAUCAGCUGCUUCGUCAAACAAAAGUGGAAGACGUCGAGGAAGUCGAUGAAGUUACGCGACCACAACCCACUCUCGUGCACUCGCCUAAAUUGCCAGGUGCCUAUUGCAGAUAUCCAGACGAUUUCGUGCCAAGAAAAAGAAACUCGAUAGACCUGAGAUUAUUGGAAGAGUUGACGGUAGUAUCGAAAGAAUUUAGUAAGGCCUCGCCACGAGACUUCCGUAAAACCUCCUCGCCAAACUUUCGUAAAAUGUCCUUCGAUAGAAUCGGGGGUGAUCGUCGCUUAGACAGAACGAUGGGAUUUCGAAAAGCCAGCCUCGAGUUCCGACGAAGUCCAGAUUUUCGAAGAGGAGAUUACAGGAAACUGUCGAUAGAUAGAUUCAGUGUCGAUUGCACCCGGUACGUGUUUGACGAAGCAGAGAUGAAGUCACGAGCGAGUAGCGGAGAGAGCUUGCGAAGGCAAUCGCGUCAUCCUAAACUACAUCAUUCUAGAUCGGACGACAACAGACGGCGAUCCUUCGACAGGCAUACGAAGGAUCCUCAGUCGAGUCGGCACUCCCUAAACACUCAGGCCGUUAUGGAGGGUUCCGGGUCCGAUUGCGAGCCAAAAUAUUUUACAACGGUGUCUCUCGACACCGAGGAAAGCCGCGGCGACAAUUCCGAUGAAAGUCACGUGGUGGACAUCGAGGAGGCGAAUGCUAGCGCUUUGUCGUCCGAGGGGCCUGCAGAGGGUGACAUGCUGCUCGAAGAACCGGAAUUGGAGAACGUCACGGAGAUCGACGUGGAAAGCUCGGGAGAUGAUCUCGACGACGAUGGAAAGACCGAAUCACGUAGAUCGGCGAGCGAAAAAACAGACGCGACGAUAUUAGGACAAAAUCCCGUAAUUACCGCCGACGACGUGGACUCGCAGAUGAUAGAUGAGGAAGCGGCGUAUAAUUCGGAACAAAUGGAGCAAAACGAGAAACAAGAAACGACUUUGUACGUAGAAAAUGACGAGGUGUAAGGCGGGCGGAAGAAAUUUUUGAGGAUUAAUGACGGACUCAGGCUAUUCUGGGGAAAAUAACGAUGAUGACAUUUGCGAAGCAAAGAAAUCGACGGUGUUCAACAUUGCUGGUAAUGUUUCUUCGCAAAUGUGAGAAGAUCACGCAAGAAUUUGAUGACGACUGUCGAUCGAUAGCGAUUGUCUUCGAAUGCGACGUUACGUCAUGAAACAUAUGCUCAACGACUUAAAACUUAACACACGGCAUAAAUAAAUAAAAAAAAGAAAAAAAACACACAUGAGAUCACGUACGAAUUGCGUUUUGUAACGAGACAAUCAUUUUUUUUUUAUCAGCAUCUCGCUUUGCCUUUCGCGCGAAGGUAACGAGGGUAUAACGUUUGCCACACUGAUGACAAAUAAUUGUUACCGACAAAUUUUGACGUAGCGCAAUACCGUAGACGGUAAUAGACCUAACGUAAAGCAUAAGAUUCGUUGAAAUGCAAACGUGUGAUUAACCGUACUAAAAAAGUUUUUGUACUUGUAACAAGAAAUAUAACGUUCACCUGUAAAUACGUUUCAAACUAACUCGUUCGAGCGUUUGUUGAUGUGUCAAAUCUCCGACGAGUCGGAGGGAUAUACGUAGCGCGAUUCAAAAUGAAUCUUGUAUGGUAGAAAACGGUGUCAUUAGAAUAAAAUGUCCCAGACGGCGCGUUUGUUCUCAACUCUUAAUACUGCAAUAAAGGUAAAAAUAAAUAAUUUGCUUA
Messenger RNA from Solenopsis invicta (red fire ant), 3382 nucleotides. RefSeq lists its product as uncharacterized. NCBI's taxonomy places the organism in Eukaryota, Metazoa, Arthropoda, Insecta, Hymenoptera, Formicidae. The record is from RefSeq and is a predicted model, not a curated record. The transcript has 10 exons. Bases 762 to 2642 code for a protein of 626 amino acids.